UGGGUGAAUAAAUACUUCAUUUUGUUUGUUUUGAAGAUAGAUUGACAUCUUCAAACCAGCUACUCAGUUGGCAGUGAAAUGAGUGGUGGUAGCAAGAGAUGAGUUUCAUGAGUCAUGAGAAUACUCAAUCCCUUAAAAACAAGACUGAGUUUGUAUUUGUGUGGAUGAAAAAGGAGAACAAGAGACAGCCCAAACCAUUUAAAGUUUGGAUGUUGAUCUGGAAUGGGACAUGAUUUGGGGUGCGAGCAAUUCAGAGAAGGGACUUGAUUCUCACUCUGCUAGAUACCAGAUAAUUCCUAGUAUCGGCAAACUCUUGACAAACUUUGACUCUUGUUGCUCAGUCAUCAGAAAAUUUCUAACCUUUCUUUGUCUAGUCCUGCAAACACCUUCUCUGGUUAUUAUUUUAAAGAAGACAAAGAUCAUAGAAUCACAGAACAGUUUGUGUUGGAAGGGACCUUCAAAGACCAUCUGGUUCCAACCCCCCUGCCAUGGGCAGGGACACCUCCCACUCGACCAGGCUGCUCAAAGCCCCAUCCAGCCUGGCCUUGAACACUUCCAGGGACGGGGCAUCCACAGCUUCCCUGGGCAACCUGUUCCAGUGCCUCACCACCCUCACAGUAAAGAAUUUCUUCCUUAUAUCUGAUCUAAACCUACCCUUUGUCAGCGUAAAACAGCUGCCCCUUGUCCUGUCACUACAGGCCCUGCUCUGAAGUCUCUCCCCAUCAUGCAGACUGGGGGAGAUGAACCCCCACCGAGAAGAAGCGGAACCCCCACCCAACUUUGAAACUUUGGGCUCAAGACGUAACUUUUGGAUUACUUUCAGGACAAUUCCCAAAACGACAGGCCACCUUCUGCCGGCCAUGACUCGGGGCGGGUGGAGGAGGAGGGUGAGGGGAGGCCCCGCACCGGGUCCGGGGGAGGCCGGGGGACAGCCGGAGGGACGGUAAGGAGGGGGGAGGGGGUUACCUCCUGUCGUCCAGCCUCCGGGGAAGGGCAACUACGGCACCGCCGCAGGCAGGCGACCAGAGGCCGCGGGGGUGGCCAGGUCUGCUGAGGGGCCCGCUGUGCCGCGGCCCAGGACCGGCUGCGGGUGCACUGGAAAGAGAUGGCUGAAUCAGAACCUCAGGAAGGAAACUAUGAUAACAUGGUUAAAAUGGUGGAGGACCUGAAUAGGGACUUAGAAAAUCUCCUGGAGGAAAUGGAAAAACUAACAGUGCAGGCAACCUGGAUGGCUUAUGACAUGGUAGUCAUACGUACCAACCCAGACCUGGCCACCUCCAUGAGGCGUUUGGAGGAUGCGUUCCUGAGUUGCAAAGAAGAGGUGGAGAAGAAAUGGCAAGAUGUGCUGAGUGAAUCUAAAGGUGAAGAGGAAAAAAAGGAAUAAACUGAAUUCAGCCAUGCUGGCAGGACUACAUCCCUUGGAAAACCACUCCGGUCUUUUUGUUUUCCAGCUGUGGAAGCUUCACAGACACUGUGGAAAAUGGAUUUGCUUUCAUCUUACUAAGAACUACUUAUGUGUAUACACCUGUGGAAGUAUUUUAAUGAGAUUACACACAUAUAUAUAUAUUUAUAUUAUUGAAGGUAAAAGAUAACAAUGUGUCUAUUUUUAUUAUGCUCAUGAGUAAUAUUUGUAGUGUGUGUGCAUACAAAACUUAUAUUCUUUCUGUGUCUUCCUUCCUGGAAGAUCAUCAAUAUACGUGGAAUUCUUUGACACCUGAACAAAUGGGGGAGGGAGCAGGGGGGUGGUAGUACAGUGGACAUCGCAGUGGUAUUGCACCAGCAGAUGCCUUUCAGGAAAAACUGAAGAAUUACUUUUUUUCUAAAUGAAAAACAGGUGGAAUUCUAGAUUUGCAGAUAGACUGGGUUAGUUUGAUAUGGGAUUACCAACUAGGUGUUCAGUUACAGAAUUUGAGUAUUCAUGUAGCUCAUCUGUAGUUGUUUCACUUUGUUUCCUUGGAUUUUUAACAAAUUUUUUGUACUGGUUUU
Messenger RNA from Chroicocephalus ridibundus (black-headed gull), 1986 nucleotides. RefSeq names its product synaptonemal complex central element protein 3 (gene SYCE3). Lineage: Eukaryota; Metazoa; Chordata; Aves; Charadriiformes; Laridae. The transcript has 3 exons. Gene Ontology annotation, cellular component: central element. The record is from RefSeq and is a predicted model, not a curated record. The coding region runs from base 1106 to 1384 and encodes 92 amino acids. Gene Ontology annotation, biological process: reciprocal meiotic recombination; synaptonemal complex assembly; spermatogenesis.